Messenger RNA from Dracunculus medinensis (Guinea worm), 1002 nucleotides. The record is from the annotation of a GenBank genome assembly. Lineage: Eukaryota; Metazoa; Nematoda; Chromadorea; Rhabditida; Dracunculidae.
AAUGUCAUAAUUGAUAUGAAAUUAACCAUUGAACGUCAAUCUCGCGAUUAUUCAAUUCUAAAAAUAGGUGUAUUAAUUUGGUUAACAUUUCAAAAUUCUAUACAUACGUUACUUAUUCGUUAUGCUCGUGCGCGUGAUAUUCCACAAAUGUUCAUAUCAUCAGUUGCUGUUUUUUUAACGGAAAUUUUUAAAGCAUUUGUAUGCAUUUUUAUUGUGAUUUAUGAAGAAGGAAGUUUUUUAAAGCAGCAAGUAUUUGGAAAUUUCUUUGAUACUUUUAAAGUUUGUAUACCUGCAAUGAUUUAUAUGAUACAAAAUAAUUUGUUCUAUUAUGCAGCAAGUCAUUUAGAAGCAGCAACAUUUAUGGUUGCAUCUCAAUUGAAAAUUUUCACGACUGCGGUUUUUUCAGUUUUUAUGCUUCGAAAAACAUUAACAUUAAUUCAGUGGUUCUCAUUGGGAGUUCUUUUUAUUGGAGUUUGCCUUGUUCAAGCUUAUCAAACUUCAAGUUAUAGAAUGGCUACAGUUCAAAAACCAUUUCUUGGAUUUCUUGCUGUGGUUAUUGCUUGCAUCUUUUCUGGUUUCGCCGGUGUUUAUUUCGAAAAAAUGCUCAAAGAUGCAGCACCAAUAUCUUUGUGGAUGCGUAACAUUCAGAUGUCACUCUUUUCUAUUCCAUCAAGCCUAAUAGCUGUGUUUGUUCAGGAUUUUUUUGAAAUAUCUACAAAAGGUUUCCUUUAUGGUUUCGACUCAGUAGUUUGGACGCUUGUAAUUUGGUAUUGUCUUGGUGGACUUUCAGUUGCUGCUUGUAUUAAAUAUGCCAAUAAUAUAUCGAAAAAUUUCGCAACAUCUUUUGCUAUUCUUUUAAGUACGAUUGGUUCCAUCUAUAUAUUUCAUUUUGAACCGGAUACAGUUUUCUUGUUGGGUGUUUUUCUUGUAAUAAUAAGUAUUUUUCUUUAUUCGUUGCCACCAAAAAAAUUAUGCGGUGUUAAAGGAUAUUUCUAUCCAUAA